Molecule: messenger RNA, 2372 nt
Organism: Suncus etruscus (white-toothed pygmy shrew)
Lineage: Eukaryota; Metazoa; Chordata; Mammalia; Eulipotyphla; Soricidae
Gene: NOL11
Product: nucleolar protein 11
Exons: 18
Coding region: 31-2187 (718 amino acids)
Biological process (GO): maturation of SSU-rRNA
Cellular component (GO): nucleus; nucleolus
Molecular function (GO): RNA binding; protein binding
Source: RefSeq, a predicted model, not a curated record
GCCGCGCUAAGGCCCAUUGGCUUGCCCAAGAUGGCCGCCCUGGAGGAGGAAUUCACGCUGUCCGCGGUGCAUCUGGCUGCCGGGCCCGACGGGCUGCUCGGCGUGGAGCCGAGCGACAAGGCAGACCAGUUCCUAGUGACGGACGGCGGCAGGACCGUCAUCCUUUACAAGGUUUCUGAUCAGAAACCCUUGGGAAGCUGGUCAGUGAAGCAAGGCCAGAGUAUAACAGUUCCAGCUGUGUGCAAUUUUCAAACUGGAGAGUUUAUUGUUGUACAUGAUAAUAAGGUUUUGAGAAUAUGGAAUAAUGAAGAUGUAAACUUGGAUAAGGUAUUUAAAGCUACGUUGUCUGCUGAGGUCUAUAAGAUACACUCAAUACAGGGGACAGAGCCAUUGGUACUUUUCAAGGAAGGUGCCGUUCGUGGUUUAGAGGCCUUGCUUGCAGAACCCCAGCAGAAAAUCGAAGCUGUGAUCUCUGAUGAAGAAGUGAUAAAGUGGACUAAGAUCUUCAUGGUAUUUAAGCAUCCUGUUUUAAUUUUUAUUACUGAAAAACAUGGAACUUAUUUUGCUUAUGUGCAGACGUUUAACACAAAUACGUUAAACAAAUAUCAACUCUUACUUGAACAAGAAAAGGAAUCUGUUAUACAGAGUUUCAGCGCAUAUAUGGACUGGAAGUUUAUCUCUUUGAUGUCAUUAUGCGCUGAUGGGUGUAUAUAUGAAGCCUUGGUACCAUUGCAUCCGAGUGACCCAGGAGAGAGUGAGCGGGUCGUUAGGUCGCUGGUGCUUAAGGAUGUCGUGCCCUGUAGUCCUCGAAGUGGCCCUGCCCUCGCCAUCCUGGACCACAACCAUGUAGCAGUGCUGGGACCAACAGCCCCAGCAACUAAAGACUGCCUCUCCAUAUGGAACACAAAAUUCCAGACACUACAGACUUCAAAAGAGUUACCACAAGGCACCAGCGGUCAACUCUGGUAUUACGGAGAAAAUUUAUUCAUGCUGCAUGGAAAAUUUCUGACUGUGAUUCCAUAUAAGUGUGAAGUGUCCUCACUAGCUGGUGCCCUUGGCAAACUCAAGCAUAGUCAGGAAUCAGGUUCUUAUACUGUGCCCCAUUUUGUGAAUUGGGAGACACCUCAUCUAAACGAAGACAGGUCCCAGAACUCUGAACAGUCCAAGAGAACUCUGAGGAGGAGAAAAGCCGAAACAAGUGUACAGCCAGAGGCUUCAGCAUCUAAACAACUUCUAUCCACUAUAAAGAAAGACUCUGAAAAGCACAUUGAAGUGGAACUGCGCAAGUUCUUAGCUACGAAGCGGACACCUGAUUUUCAUACUGUAAUUGGAGACAUCAUCACAGCGCUUCUGGAAAGAUGUAAAACAGAAUCAUCAUUUUAUCCCCGGAACUGUCUGAUACAGCUUAUCCAAACCCAUGUGCUAUCUUACAGCUUAUGCCCUGGCCUCCUGGCAGCCGCCAUAGAAAGAACCGAUGUGCAGAUCCUACAGCUCUGUCUCCAGCACUUCCCUGACAUCCCCGAGUCAGCCACCUGUGCCUGCUUAAAAAUCUUUUUGAGUAUCAGUGAUGACAGUCUCCAAGAGAUAGACAUCAAUGUGGAGUCUGUGUCUGACUAUAUUGAUGCUGUCCACAAGGAGAAGAUGGAGCAGCAACCUGAAAUUCUACAGAACGGUUUUACACCUGAGGAAGACAAUUGUGAAAAAUGUGAUCUGGACUUAGAUGAGAAGCCUCAGGACCCAAGGGAGGAGGCUACCUCGUGCCCUGUUGUGCCUAAGAGAGCAGCUCUACUUAAUGCAGUUCUUCAUUCUGCAUACAGUGAAGCCUUCCUUCUGUCACACUUGAAAGACAUCCCAGCCCAGCAUAUCACUCUCUUUCUCCAUUAUUUGUAUUUCUUGUACCUCAAAUGCAAUGAAAAUGCUACUAUGACGCUCCCUGGAAUCCACCCUCCAACCCUGAACCAGAUUAUGGAUUGGAUAUGCCUUCUGCUAGAUGCUAAUUUUACUGUUGUGGUGAUGAUACCAGAAGCAAAAAGAUUAUUGUUAAAUCUUUACAAGUUUGUGAAAUCCCAGAUAUGCAUUUGUUCUGAACUAAACAAGAUUGAAGUAAGUUUCCGUGAACUUCAGAAACUGAAUCGGGAGAAGACUAGUCAAGAACUUUAUUCCAUUGAAGUGCUCGAACUCUUCUGACAACCCCGAGAUGCUCCUGUUAGGCUUUAUUCUCAGCAACUGUGCAGGGCCCUCUUUUGACAGUCAUAGUGCCCCCACGGAGGGCCCCUGCAGAGCCUGUUACAGUUUAUGGACUAAGGGGGACCCAUUCUGGAACUCUGAAAAAAUGUCUAAUUUUAAGUAAACUUAUUUGUUUAUUGAUAAAA